GCGUGAUUUAAGUGUUAGCAGUUUGCCUUUGUCUGCCUGAGCUGACUUCAAUCAUUGUUUGAUGGUCUAUUGUCGCUAUGCGUAUCAGGCUGAUGUUAGCAUCAUGGCGGAAGAAAGCGGCUUCGCCAAGAUUUUGCGUUGGAGGAAUUCAUGCCUCAUGAAGGUGCUACUGCACGAAGCGCUGCAAGAGUCAAUGCCCCCAGAUCUUCGUGCCUUGUUGUUCCAAGGAAGGAACUUGUCUAGCUUUCUGCGUGACUUUCAGGAUUUUAGUCUUAUGAAGAUGUGGGACAAGAAAGCGAUGUGGUGCAUUCUCCCUUUGUUCGUUUGUGAAAGACUAAGUGAGGAGGUGUAUACCCUCAAGCAGAAGGCGAAAACAUGGGAUGAGUUGGAGAGUUCCUUACGGCUAAGAUUCCCAGAAGAUGGAAUAGAAGGCCAACGUGGGGAAUACCCUGUGCCACCAGUUGCGGACGCACCAUCGCAGGCAAAGUUAAGUGGUUUACAAAGGCAAGUAGGGGUAUUGGAAGAAAGGUUAGCCCGGCUGGAAGAGGCCAGGAAAGGCAAGCGGAAGGUUUCAAAAGAUUCCCCAAGUAAGCCGGCUGGCCAGAGUGAAAAAGGUAUAAAGGAGGAUGACCAGAAGUCAACCCACUCAAUAGGAACCCCGAAGCGGCGAGUCAGUGUUCAGGCGAGGGACAAAGGCAGGAGGGAGGACAAGAUUAAAGAGGAGUACGAACCUCUCAAGUUGACAAAGGCACAGCGGAAGGCAAGGAACCUCGCUCAGGGCGGUCAAGGUACCGAAAAGGGGCAGAGCUCGCGGCAAGUAGCGGUUGCCCCGCAAGAGUGGGAAGGCGAGGCGAGCCUCCCUUGAUUGAGCCAGCACUACAUGGGCAGUGGGCGCCGCGUAACCGAAUGAACUUGUGGCCGGCACACAAUCCUUAUACGCCCUGGGCGCAAAGCAAUUAUAUGGGCCCUUGAAUGAACAUGAUGCCCCGUG
Chara braunii is the source of this 991-nucleotide messenger RNA. Lineage: Eukaryota; Viridiplantae; Streptophyta; Charophyceae; Charales; Characeae. The record is from the annotation of a GenBank genome assembly.